GAACUCGGUAUUGACGCCAUCGGUAAUGAAAGCUAUUCGCGCCUAUAUCGCUCCCAACCUGCCGCAUACCUGGGCAACGAACGAAUGCGUGAGACCUUCACUGGCCAUGGCGGCGCCUGUCAUCGAUCUCCGAGCGCAUCACGGCGAUAGGUCCAAGCAACUCGUCCCUAGGGGGCAGUCGCCUUUUUGUCGUCCACACCUGCUGUAGAGCUUAUACUCAUUCGAACUAUGCGAUUGGAUCUGGGACUCGAGGGAGACACUGGUUCCUGAUCAGGACCUAUGAGGUAACUUGGCGGAGGUUAGAGUCUACGUAUCUGGUAUGUAUCUGGAGGCAAACCAGUCGCCGCCACAUGUUACGUUAUGGAUGGUUUUCUCUCUCCUCCGACCUUCAUUCGUUUGGCGCUCGCCUUCUCUUUCUCCAUCUUCCCUAUUCCACCCAAGCCUUCAUUUACUUCUUAAGUUCACGCACAUUGCUAUCUUCCUUUCUUCGAGCCCUCAUCGUCA
This is a messenger RNA of Laccaria bicolor S238N-H82, 504 nucleotides long. RefSeq lists its product as uncharacterized. The transcript is spliced from 5 exons. Bases 26 to 208 code for a protein of 60 amino acids. NCBI's taxonomy places the organism in Eukaryota, Fungi, Basidiomycota, Agaricomycetes, Agaricales, Hydnangiaceae. The record is from RefSeq and is a predicted model, not a curated record.